AUGGGUGAAGCCCAAACAUUCGAGCAUAGCAGGGACAUGUUGGACAUAGAUAGCCCAGGGCAUGGAGUUCUCGGAAGGAUCGUCUCCAUAAACUAUUGGAUAAUACUCCGGGAAAAAUCCAUGAUCACAGAUAACGCGAAGAAACUGGUGUCGAAAUUCAACGAUGUUUUCGCCGUAAGCGACUCGGAGUUGACUCAGACUGACCUGAUAGUUCAUAACAUUGACACCGGAGAGCAUAAGACCAUAAAACAAAAGACUCGGCUAGUUCCAGUAGCAGUGCGCAAAGAGUUCAAAGGACUGGUAAAAGACCUGGUCAGUCGUGGAAUAGUUGAGCAAAGUUCAUCUGAAUGGGCUUCGCCAGUAGUGCUUGUCAAGAAAAAAGACGGAUCUCUCAGAAUCUGCGUCGACUACAGAGAACUGAACAAGACCACCCGGCAUGAUUCGUACCCACUUCCAAAGAUACACAGCACUACAGUGUCUAAGCUUCUGGCUACUGGCAAAUCCUUCACGGAAGAAGGAAAAAGGAAAAGUGCCUUUACGACAAGUGAGGGGCUAUAUCAAUUUACCGUGCUGCCAUUUGGGCUAUCCACCAGUCCAGCAGUCUUCCAACGAAUGAUGCAUAUGGUUCUGGAAGGGCUGGGCUCGGAGAAAGAGGUGCUCGUAUAUAUUGACGAUAUACUGGUCACCACGGAUACACUGGAACGACAUUAUGCUGUUUUAGAUGCGGUGCUGGGAGCGCUACGUAAGGCGAGUCUACGUCUGAAGCCCCAGAAGUGCGAGUUCUUCAGAGAGAGUGUGUCUUUUCUGGGCCAUUUGAUAGACAAGGAUGGAGUAAGAACGGAUCCUGAUAAGCUUGACCUUCUGAUUAAAUCUCCUGAAGAAAUCCCGGAUGAACCAAUUAGAAGUAAUACAAAACGGAAGAAAAGUCGAAAACCAAGAGUAGUAAAAGAAAAAGCGACGUGCAAAGCUAUGACGUCAUGUAUUGAUGCGUCUUUCAGACUCGAGGACGCGUACGAUGUCAACGACAACAUGCACUUCUUGCACAUGCUGUUCAAGUGCGAUGGACAGAACUUUCCUCAGAUGGACGGUCGCAAUGGAUUCCCGCUGGCUGGCUGCCGCGUUGGCCAGAACACCUUCGUUCAUGAUCUCCUUCCAGUUGUCCCUCAGCCUGCCGCAGACGAGGAGUUGUAG
Cooperia oncophora is the source of this 1191-nucleotide messenger RNA. The record is from the annotation of a GenBank genome assembly. Lineage: Eukaryota; Metazoa; Nematoda; Chromadorea; Rhabditida; Trichostrongylidae.